Messenger RNA from Mauremys reevesii (Reeves's turtle), 1372 nucleotides. Its product is annotated as ecto-ADP-ribosyltransferase 5-like. The record is from RefSeq and is a predicted model, not a curated record. The transcript is spliced from 6 exons. Gene Ontology annotation, molecular function: NAD+-protein-arginine ADP-ribosyltransferase activity; NAD+ poly-ADP-ribosyltransferase activity. Lineage: Eukaryota; Metazoa; Chordata; Testudines; Geoemydidae. Bases 280 to 1218 code for a protein of 312 amino acids.
GUUCUACGACUGCAGCCAGCUCUUGCUCGGGUCAGCAGCCUGCCAGGGACUCAGACACACUUGGGAAAGUCAGGGUCCAGUCUCCAAAUUCCAAUGCCUGUCUCCCUUUCCCUGGCCAGAAAAGUCAACCCCCAAAGACCCAACCCCACAACGUAGCCUCUAAACAAGGGAUCAGCUCAGCAGGUGAACAAGGGAGGCAAGCAGGGGAGUUUUGCAGGUUGUAGCAGUGGAUCUGGUGCACGGAGGUAAAGGGACUUGCCGCACAGGGAUGUUGGAACCAUGAUGAAGCCUCUGCUGAUCCCCUUGACAUACUUCUGUCUUCAAAGCUGGCUGGGAAUCCCUCAGGCACAAUGCCAGGUGGAGCUGAGUAUGAUGAAUGACGCUUUUGAUGACCAAUAUAUAGGAUGUGCUGAAGAAAUGGAUGGAAUUGCACCUGAAUUGCUAGAGAAAGAAAAGUCCAUGUCCUCAGUGUUUAGCAGAGUCUGGGAAAACUCAGCAAAAAAAUGGGAACGUGUAAAGAAAAAGAUUUCUCUGCCCAGAGGCUUUAAAGAUGAGCAUGGAAGAGCCAUAAUAGCUUAUACUGAUAAUGACUUUCACAGUGAGUUGAAUGCGGCAGUGAGAGAAGCUGGGAUAUCUCGAGCUCAUUACAUGGCCAGUUUCCAGUUCAAAGCCUUUCAUUAUUACUUGACAAGAGCUUCACAGCUCUUACGACGGAGAUGUGAUGUGAUGUACAAAAGGACAGUGUACCGGGGGGUUUCUGUCAGAUUUCAGUACAUGGGAUCAGGUCACAUCAGGUUUGGAUACUUCGCCUCUUCGUCUUUUGAUAUAGGAGUAGCUAAGAGAUUUGGCAUGGACACAUUGUUCAUCAUCCACACGUGCUUUGGUGUUGAGAUCAGGGCCUUCUCAUGCACUCAGGAGGAGGAAGAAGUGUUAAUUCCAGUCCAUGAGAUAUUCAACAUGUCCCGAGGACAAAGGAGUAACCGCUUUGUCCUACGGAGCACAAACCGGACCUGCAGCCAUUUUAACUGUGCCUACCUGGGUGGAGAGAAGAAUCAAAUAUGUGUUGACAACUCCGCUACCAGAGGCGGCCUGGCCUUCCCCAGUGUUCUGAGCCAUUUACUGUUUGGAGGAUCCAUCAUCCUGGUCCAUGUUGCUGCUCUGAAGCUGUUUGAUGGUUUCUCAGUUGUCCUAUUCGUGUUGCUGACUUUUUCUCUCUAACACAAAUCAUGGUGAGGGGACUUGCCAGAUCCAAAGCCGUCCUGCUAUUCUGCCAGCGUUGCCAAGGGAAACCAGGAACAUGGAGGGAGUGUCGCUGGUACCUGCUUGGGCAAGCUUUGAUUGUACGCUACCGAUGAAUAGAUCGAAAUGUAAG